This is a messenger RNA of Dujonia railenensis, 1377 nucleotides long. The record is from the annotation of a GenBank genome assembly. Lineage: Eukaryota; Fungi; Ascomycota; Pichiomycetes; Serinales; Debaryomycetaceae.
AUGGCUAUCUUUUCUUCACUUUCUACUUUCUUGAGACGUCAUAGACGUAAACUUUUGAUUUCUACAUCAGUUUCACUUGGAGUGUACUUCUUGUUUAACCACUUUGUUAUAAAGAAGUUCCGGUCGUUUCAACAGUCGUUGAAGCAGGAAGCAUUCGUUCGUGAACAGAUUAAGAGAAGAUUCACUCAAACGCAGAAGGAUUGUUACCUAACUAUCUUAGCUCUCCUACCUGUUUUAACACAGCCAAUCCUUGACCAUUUACCCGUGGAAUUGGUGACUCAAGCAUUGAAAAAUAAGAAGGGCACCAGUAAUGCGCCAAACUCCAUAGGCAAUAGUAAAGUUUUGACAGAUUCCAUGCUCACCACAGGGAACUUGGAGAACUUGGAGAAAUCAUCUAACAUCGAUGAUGAUUUAAGUUUUUACUCUACGCAGUCUAAGACCGAGUUGUGGAAGAUAUUGAAGAUUAAGACUAUAACGAGAUUCCUCACUUUGAGUUAUACCUUGAGUGGGUUAUUGUUGAUUACUAGGUUGAGCAUGAAUAUUUUAGCAAGAAGAUCUUACUUGGAGACAGCCAUUCAAAUGGCGGGCGAUCAGAAGAAGAGCGGCUUCUUUGGGAUAGUUGGCGGUGGUGGAGGUAAUAAUAUAGAGGCAGACGAAUCCAGCGACUAUUUCGCCGAACAAUCCUUCCUUUCACUUAGUUGGUGGUUGCUCAACAAGGGAUGGUUAACACUUUCAAAUAACAUUGAAGACGUCGUGAACAGACACUUUGAGAACAUUAAUGCCAGAACAGAAAUUUCUAUCAAGGAAUUUGAAAGCAUUUUGAAUAGCGUUGUCCAGGAACUAAACUCGCCUGCCUUUGAGCCAAUGAUCAUAUCAUCCAUCUUUCCUCCUAAUAAUCAUGAUGCGUUAGUGGAAACCUUGUCGAAUACUACGCCCGAGAUCAUAGAAAACUUGUAUCAGAAAGAUAGCACCUUGCUCAAGUUGAUCGAUGAGACAUAUUUCUUCAUAGAAGACGUUCCAAGCUUCAUGUCCACAUAUUACAACAUGGUUGAGAACAUCAACUUGGUAACAUUAAUAAAUAACUUGUCAAUAUCACUUGAACCAGAAUUAUUAAUGAAGUUGGACAACGGUGAGGAAGAUAGUAAAAUAUUUGAAAUCGAUCAAGUUCCAGAGGGUAAGAGAUUCAAGUUGGCAAUCUUAUUGGCACAGUUAAGUAUUCAGAGUGCCGUAUUAUGCGACAGCAACAACGUUGCCGCUCCACAAAGUGGAUUUGAUACAGAGGAAGAGGAGUUCAGUGGGAACGUUUUCAUUAACAAUUUAGAUCUGUUGGAAGUAUUAGAUGAAUUGAGUGCAAGUAUCUAUUCUAAUUUCCAGUGA